CAUCACACAGUUUUUCUCAUGUCACAUUUGGGGACCAUAGCACUGAAAGUAACAACUCUAAACCACCUGAGACAGCUCCAUUCACACAUCAUUCAACACCACCUCCACCACACGGAGUAUUGGGUGGCGCAACUCAUUGGCCUCUGCACGCGCCUCCACGCGCCACCACCCUAUGCCCGCCUCAUUUUUGACUCAGCAAGCCAACCCAAUGUCAUUGUUUUCACCAACAUGCUCAAAUUUCACUCCCAAUUGGGUGCCCACAAAGAUGUUAUCACUCUCUUUCACCAAAUGCAAAAUUGUGGUGUGAGGCCUGAUGGAUUUGUGUACCCCAUCUUGAUCAAAUCGGCCGGUAAGUCCGGCAUUGUGGUUCACGGUCAUGUGAUGAAAUUGGGCCAUGAUUGUGAUCGUUUUGUCCGCAAUGCAGUCAUGGACAUGUAUGCGAAACAUGGUCCGAUCGAGUUUGCACGUGAGAUGUUUGAUAAAAUGUGUGAUAGGAUGGUUGCGGAUUGGAAUUCAAUUAUUUCCGGGUACUGGAAUUGGGGAAAUGAAGUUGAAGCAUGCCGGCUGUUUGAGUUAAUGCCUGAGAGGAAUGGCAUCACUUGGACAGCAAUGGUUAGUGGGUAUUCGAGAAUAAAAGAUAUGGAGAGUGCAAGGAGGUAUUUUAACAAUAUGCCUGAGAAAAGUGUUGUUUCUUGGAAUGCAAUGCUUUCUGGCUAUGCUCAGAAUGGGUUUGCUGAAGAGGCUAUAGUACUGUUCAGAGAAAUGAUUAAUUCCGGGCUUCAACCCGAUGAAACAACGUGGGUAACAGUCAUUUCGUCAUGUUCAUCGCAUGGUGAUCCUUGCCUUGCUGAAUCACUUGUCAAAAUGCUGGAUGAGAAGUGCAUCCGGUCGAAUUGUUUUGUCAAGACGGCACUUCUUGACAUGUAUGCCAAGUGUGGAGACAUUGCAAGUGCUCGAGAAAUUUUUGAUAAGUUGGGUGUUCGUAGGAAUUCUGUCACGUGGAAUGCAAUGAUUUCAGCGUAUGCACGAGUUGGUGAUCUGACUUCGGCCAGGGAGCUCUUUGAUAAGAUGCCUGAAAGGAAUGCUGUAUCAUGGAACUCAAUGAUUGCCGGUUAUGCUCAAAAUGGGCAAUCAGCAAUGGCUAUUGAGCUCUUCAAAGAAAUGAUUGCAACGAAGGGCUCGAAGCCAGAUGAAGUUACUAUGGUGAGUGUAAUAUCAGCUUGUGGUCAUCUAGGGGCUUUGGAAUUGGGAAAUUGGGUUGUGAAUUUCGUAACUGAAAACCAGAUAAAGCUGAGCGUUGCAGGAUAUAAUUCUUUGAUUUUCAUGUACUCUAAAUGCGGAAGCAUGAAAGAUGCUACAAAACUUUUCCAAGAAAUGGAAGCAAGAAAUGUAAUCUCGUACAACACAAUGAUCACCGGUUUUGCAGCUUAUGGGCAUGGUGCUAAAGCUGUUGAACUAAUGUGGAAGAUGCAAGAAGAGGGCAUUGAACCAGACCGCAUAACAUAUAUUGGUGUCCUAACAGCAUGCAGCCAUGCGGGAUUAUUAGAAGAAGGCCGAAAGAUCUUCAAAUCAAUCAGAGCUCCAGAUACAGACCACUAUGCAUGCAUGGUUGAUUUGUUAGGACGAGUGGGCAAAGUAGAUGAAGCAAUGAGACUUAUCGAGAAAAUGCCAAUGCAGCCUCACCCGGGAGUAUAUGGGUCACUUCUGAAUGCUUGCCGAGUUCACAAAAGACUCGACCUUGGAGAGCUUGCUGCAAACAAGCUCUUUGAGCUUGAACCAGAAAAUUCAGGGAACUAUGUUCUGCUUUCAAACAUCUACGCUUCGGCAGGGAGGUGGAAAGAUGUUGAGAGGGUGAGAAGGGCAAUGAGAAAAGGGGGAGUGAAGAAGACAACUGGAUGGAGUUGGGUGGAACAUGAUGGAAAACUGCAUAACUUCAUAGUAGCCGAUCGGAUACAUGAACGAUCGGAUGACAUUUAUAGAAUAUUGGCAGAGCUAAGAAAGAAGAUGAGGGUUGCUGGAUAUGUAGCCGAUAAGAGCUGUGUGCUAAGAGAGGUUGAGGAGGAAGAGAAGGAAGAGAUGGUGGGCACUCAUAGCGAAAAAUUGGCCAUUGCUUUUGCCCUUCUUGUUAGUAAGGCAGGGACAGUGAUUAGGGUUGUGAAGAACCUAAGGAUGUGCUGGGAUUGUCAUGUGGCUAUAAAGAUGAUCUCAAAGUUGGAGGGAAGAGAGAUCAUUGUUAGGGACAACAAUAGGUUUCAUUGUUUUAAAAAUGGGGUCUGCUCAUGCAACGACCAUUGGUAAAUCACAGGAAGGUACUACACAUAUUGUUACUAUUAGAUGGGAACAAGAAUUGGUACAUGUAUUUUAGAGAGAAUAUUGGAAAUAGAUGAUAGAAAUUGAGAGGAGGUUAUAGGAAAGAUUCUCUCUUGUAGUAUCUCUAAUCUAAACCUAAGAGUAUAUAUUGGGUGCGCCACUUGGUAUACCUGACCAUCCUAUGGUUGUGAACAUGUCACGUUAUCACUUGUUAUAUUUAAAUUUCAUUUUUUUU
Molecule: messenger RNA, 2545 nt
Organism: Cornus florida
Lineage: Eukaryota; Viridiplantae; Streptophyta; Magnoliopsida; Cornales; Cornaceae
Product: pentatricopeptide repeat-containing protein At1g14470
Exons: 1
Coding region: 19-2298 (759 amino acids)
Biological process (GO): RNA modification
Molecular function (GO): RNA binding; zinc ion binding; protein binding
Source: RefSeq, a predicted model, not a curated record